Terrapene triunguis (Three-toed box turtle) is the source of this 540-nucleotide messenger RNA. RefSeq names its product erythroid membrane-associated protein-like. Lineage: Eukaryota; Metazoa; Chordata; Testudines; Emydidae. Gene Ontology annotation, molecular function: protein binding. The record is from RefSeq and is a predicted model, not a curated record.
ACAAACUCCAGGCUGAGCUCAGGUGGAGAAGCGCCCAGAUCUACACAGUGGACGUGACUCUGGAUCCAGACACGGCUCAUCCCAGACUCAUCCUGUCUGAGGAUCAGAAACAUGUGAGAUUCGGAGACACAUGGCAGGAUCUGCCCGACAAUCCUGAGAGAUUUGAUCUUUGUCCCUGUGUCCUGGGCGUUGAGCGGUUCGCGGGCGGGAGGCGUUACUGGGAGGUGGAGGUGGGAGACAAGACUGAGUGGACUCUGGGGGUUUGUAGGGAAUCUGCGAACAGGAAGGGGAAGGUCACACUCACACCUGAGGAUGGAUACUGGAUCGUGUGGCUGAGGGAUGAGGGAUACAAGGCCGGCACCGCCCCCCCCAAUCCCCCUCCCCGUGAGCGUCAGGCCCAGCAGGUGGGGAUUUUCCUGGACUAUGAGGCGGGCGAGGUCUCGUUUUACAAUGUGACUGACAGGUCCCAUCUCUUCACUUUCACUAACACCUUCUCUGGGACGCUCCGCCCUUAUUUCAAUCCUCGUGUCAGUGAUAGGG